UGACAACCUACACAGGAGGCACAAAACUAAAGGCAUCUUUUAUAACAACAACAGCAAAAACUGCCUGGAUCAGCAAGAGCAAAAACCAAAAUUAACAUCGGUAACUUUACUGCUUUACCACGAGAUGCAAACAGCUGCAGGACGCAAAGGGUCUGAAAGAGUCGUUGCACAGUUUAUUUUGGUAAGAAGCAUAUUCUGAAAGUGAAGUUCCUUCCCACGUAACUUCCCCUCAUAACGUCCUCGUCACAAGAUAGAUGAUGCGGGGAAACACAUGUCUGCUGCCUUCACUUCUUCUUUCCUCCAGACAAGUUUAACACAGAUAAGAACUUGGUUAUUUAAGAGGCCUAGAAAAGUUGACAUCAACGAACUUGUUGAUUUAUGUUGAAUAGCCAAUGAGCAAUGACUUCAUGGAGAAUUGCUGUGAUAAUCUUUACUGUGCGUAUUCAACAAGUGUGGGGUGGAAAUGAAAUAACUGGUUCUGCUGGCCAAUCAGUUGUCUUAAAAUCUGGUGCAGACACAUCAUGGAACCUCACCAAAGUUGAAUGGUCCAUCUUUAAAAAUACAACAUAUAUAGCAACUCUGAGAGAUGGCAUUUUGACAGUAGACAGGUUUUGGAGAUACAAGGGGCGCCUUGAGCUCAACCAAAAAACAGGAGAUUUAACUAUUAAAAAUUUGAGAAUAGAUGACAGCAUGAUAUACACUGUGACCCUGGUAUACACAAGUGAAACUCGGGAAGAGAAAAAAUUAAAUCUAACAGUCAAAGGAUACACAGACAUCACCAAGCCUAUUCUUUGGAUGGAAUUCAGUGGCAACAGAAAUAUGACCCUAAAUUGCAUUGCCUCCAGUGGUCAACAGACGGAGUCCGAGCAAAUAACAGUGGGAUGUGUAGAGGAGAUCAUUAUGCCAGAACCUCGCCGUUCAUGCAGUUGUGCUUCCAUGGUUUUUUGGGGGAUUUUGUGUACAGCUGUUGUGAUUAUUCUCUGUGGUUUACUAUAUGCUAAAAAAGAUAAGUUCAAAGCUGCCUGGGUUGAUGGUCCUCUCCAUGUCUUUCAGUGUCUGUUCAAAUGUUAAAACCCAUACUGCAAAAAAUAUGUUUUAUUAUGUUUAUGUUUAAUUAUUAAAAUAUAUAUAUUUUAAAUAUAUUUUAAAAUAUACAACAACUGUUUUGGAAUACGUUUAAAAAAAUACACAUUUGUUUGUGUGUUUUCAAAUAUAUUUAAAAAAUAAAUAUAUUUUAAAUCAAAGAAAUAUAUUACCGUCCACUGAAAGAAAAAAGUUCUGUUCAUGUUACAAACCUGUAAACAUGACAUGUUUAAAAAGGAUAAAAUUAACUACUAAUUUUCAACUUCAAAAAUAUAUUUUAUAAAUUAGAUUUAGCAUAUAAUAAUUAGUAUUUAGCAUAUAUUUGAAACAUAUUUUUGACAAGAGAAAUUAUUAUUUUUGGCACGCUUCAUGCCAAACAUAACAUUCUGAUAGACAUGACGCAUUUACUUCCCGCGCUGUUUACAGACAUCUCUCCACACGCAGCUUGAAGUCGAACGCACAUAAAUUGAUCUCUUUACCAGAGUUAAUUAAAACAGUUUACUAUCUAUUUGCCACUCAGAAAGUUUAACCUAAAAUAACAUCAUAUUUGUCCAAAAUCAUUAACAUUUCACAUAGGCUGCUAGCGCAUAUUUUGGAUCUAUAAUUAGAGUCGGACACCGCUCGUGCUAUUGAAUGUCCACUUCCUGGGAGCUGUCCUACAUGCGGCGCAGCGCUUCUCGCCUGGUGUGCGACCUCCUAGACAUUACUAUUGUUAUAGACGCAGGUUUCGACUCUUUUCACCUACAGUUCAGUUUGUACUCAUCUAAACAAUGUUGUUUGGUCAAGAGCAACUACAGGAUUGUCAGCGUUUGCCCCAGAAGUAAAAACAACAAAAAUAUGUAUCAUGGACAUAGUCAUAACCCGUCACUGUUUACAGCACAACACCGACCUCACAGCAUGGCAGUUUAAAGGUGACUUCCACUUUCUGACAGUUUACUGCUAUUUUGGUACCGAUCUGUGAAUGAUAUCUUACUGUUAAAAGACGUAACCACAUUUACAUGCACCCUCAUAAUAGGAUUUUGGUAAUAUUGUGAAAUACUUUAUGUAAGUAAAUUAAAACGAUGGACAGUAUAUGUGAGUUCAUCAUUUAUGCUCUGCAUAGGGCUACAUGUAAAUAAUAAGCACAAUUACAGUAUUAGCGAAUAAUCAGAAAAUGUAAACUGCAUGUGAACUUUCUUACUUAAAGGGAUAGUUCACCCAAAAAUGAAAAUCCUUUUAACAUUUAAAAAUGUUCUAUUUGUGGGGGCCAUUGUUGAUUCUGUGGUGGGCCACCAAAAAUAAAUCUAUGUAUGGGAAACACUGAUUUUAACAACAAGCAAAAAUAAAUUAUUUCUUGAGUUAAGUGUUUAAGAAAAAAGUAAACUUAUUUCAAGAUUUUUUAAUCUCAUUGGUAGAUUUAUUUGCUUGAUUUAAGACCAAAUGUACUUAAAUUUGAUACUUUUUUUGGCUAAAAACUAGACUUCUUUUCUUAAUUUAAGAUUUUUUAUAUUUGUACUAAAAAUAUCAAAAACGUUAUGUUACUACCUUUGAUUUAUGCAGCAAAUUUACUUUCAAUGUUAUAUUAAAUGAUGGAAAAGUGACUCCUCCAACAAAGCACCGACGAUUUAUUGAGAGAAGAUAACCAUCUUAAUUGUUCCGGAGAACAAUCAGUUAUUUCGCCAUUGUUCUUCUUCUGGCGAGUGAUGUUCAUCAAAAUACAGGACCUAAUUUUAAUACAGACAAUGCACUGCCUUUUGGAGUUGACCGACUACAAGGUACUUUCAAACUCUGUGCAAACAAUGAGAAAAAGGAUUUUCCUCUGUUUAAAACAGCAAAUCAUGAGAAACUUUUAUGGGAUUUGCGCUCAAAGCCCAAAGGAUUACUUAUGGGACAUUUAAACAUCAGAAGCAUUGCCUCAAAAAUUGAACAACUGGAACAGCUACUUACGAUCUCAAACUUUGAUUUGCUUUGCUUGUCAGAAACGUGGCUAACAGAAACAUCACCAAACACUGCAUAUUUGGUCCUGGGAUAUAAAGUCUUCAGAAAGGAUCGAAAAUUUUGAAAAGGUGGUGGACUGCUUAUGUACGUAAAGGAUGCAUUAAAUGUAAGGAAACUGAAUUCAGUACUUUAGUGGAUAUAUAAUAUAUUCCUGUAACAAUUGUUUUAUCUCCAUGUAUGACAUUAACUGUAGUGGCCAUUUAUAGACCUCCUUCAUCAAAUAGUAUUUUCAAAUGAUCAUCUGAGAAAUCUUUUAAAGGGGUUUGUUCGAAAUAAAGAGUACAUUUUGUUUGGAGACUUUAAUAUAAACUGGAAUGACGUGUCAAAUAGGAAAAAGCUUCAGGAGAUGGUAAGUCAUCUUGACCUAGUACAGUUAAUUAGGGGCCCUACUAGCAUUACUUCAUCAUCUGAAACUAUUAAUUAAUUUAAUAUUUAGCAAUAAACCAGAAAAAAUAACUAAAACAAAUUUAUUAACAGGACUAUCAGAUCAUAAUCUUAUAUUAGUAGUAAAAAAAUGGACAGAACAGAUUUUUAUAUCAACAGGAAAAGGAAAAUGUGUUAAAUAUUAUACCAAAAAGACUUAAAAACAAAUUUGAAGAGGAAUUUAAAGUGACACUUUGUAGUUUUUCAACGUUCAUAAUAUAUUUUCAAGACCCUUGUGAUGCACUGUAAAAAAUGUCUGUAGAAAUUACAGUAUUAAUGGGUAUUACUGGCAACUAGCUGCCAGUAACUUACUGUAGAUUUUACAUUUAUGUUAUUUACUGGCAACAUUUUGUUCAAAGUUAAAUGAACACGAAACAUUUUUUUGACUUUAUCUUCUACAGUAAGUUACUG
Molecule: messenger RNA, 3894 nt
Organism: Misgurnus anguillicaudatus (oriental weatherfish)
Lineage: Eukaryota; Metazoa; Chordata; Actinopteri; Cypriniformes; Cobitidae
Source: RefSeq, a predicted model, not a curated record